This is a messenger RNA of Peronospora matthiolae, 402 nucleotides long. The record is from the annotation of a GenBank genome assembly. NCBI's taxonomy places the organism in Eukaryota, Oomycota, Peronosporomycetes, Peronosporales, Peronosporaceae.
AUGCUUGGGGCCGUGGAGAGCGGACUGUUUGCCUUAAAACUCGGCGCCAACACCCGCGUCCGACCGAUGACGAUUGACGCGAUUGGAGACGCGGAGGAGAAGGCACUGGUGCCGCGUGGGUACCAGCGCGCGACUGAUCUUGGCGCGUCGCAAUUCGCAUCGCUCGAGCCACAUCGCGCGCGCGCAGCACCGCAGCUGCUGCAGCGCGCAUCAGCGUCUUCGCCACCUCCGCAGGAGUAUGCAGCACUACCGCCGCCGCAACAAGUCGCUCCGCCACAAGCUAAUGUGCGACCGGGCAUCAACGGCUACGCGAUGCCGUCGGCAAGCCAGCGGAAGUUGAUCAUACGCAAGUUCAAUGGUACGGAGCUGUACCGCGGACUCGGGAGCGGAUUCUUUGAAUAG